Messenger RNA from Pseudogymnoascus verrucosus, 312 nucleotides. RefSeq lists its product as uncharacterized. The transcript has a single exon. Lineage: Eukaryota; Fungi; Ascomycota; Leotiomycetes; Thelebolales; Thelebolaceae. The record is from RefSeq and is a predicted model, not a curated record. The coding region runs from base 1 to 312 and encodes 103 amino acids.
AUGCGCCUUCCAUGCACUAGGGACGACAGAGCAGCAGCUGAAAAUGACCCUGAUACGGCCAACCUUGCGCCAUCACUGGCCAUUGCCACAAUGCCGCUUUAUAUGCUCUGCGGCUCGUUACAUGGCGAGGAAGGACUGACAUGGGCGAUGUCGACGAUGGGGUACACACGUCGCCCCGGGACCCUCAGCCAGGACCCCUCUGAUGCCCAAGGGUUCGUUCACCCCACGCCCGUUCCCUCCAACGACAACGAUAACCGCUCUAGACCGAUCGAUGCAACCAACAGCCCGAGAGCCGCCUUCGGUAGAUGGUAG